AUGUCUUCAGUCCUGAGUAGCGAUCCCUCGGUGACUUCUGACGCCGCAACAUCAACCAAAGCCACUAGGGCGCAAGGCUCUGAGGGUAUCAGUCUUGUGGCUCUUCUCACGGCAUUGGGAUCUUCUUCUAUCAUUUUUGGUAUACAGAUGAUAGCUUUUAUGCUCUUGAAGAAUAAGCUUGCAAGAAUAUUUAAACCUAAAACUUAUUUAGUCCCCGAAAAAGAACGAACGGAACCUCCUCCGAGAAGUCCAUGGGGAUGGCUGUUCACCAUAUUUCAAUUCCGAGAUCGAGAAGUUAUCAACAAAUGUGGACUGGACGCCUACUUUUUUCUACGAUACCUUCAAACUCUUCUGGUUAUCUUCAUACCCAUGGCCGUGAUCAUAAUACCAAUUCUUGUGCCUAUGAACUAUAUUGGUGGGAGAGGUGGCGACUGGGCUGUACAAUAUGCAAACGACAAAAAUUCCACAGAAGUCUCGUCGAAUCCAAAUGUAACUGGAUUGGAUCAGUUAGCUUGGACGAAUGUACAGCCUAGCAAAACCAAUAGAUACUGGGCACAUCUGGUACUUGCCCUUUUGACCAUUAUUUGGGUUUGCGGUGUGUUCUUUGCGGAGCUACGAGUGUAUAUCAAAGUGCGACAAGAUUAUUUGACGUCGGCAGAACAUCGACUCAGAGCUUCUGCGACAACUGUUCUUGUUAGUGCAAUCCCAGACAAAUGGCUCACGAAAGAAGCGCUCGCUGGACUGUACGAUGUCUUCCCGGGAGGAAUUAGGAAUAUCUGGAUUAAUCGAAAUUAUGAUGACUUGUUGACGAAAAUCCAUCUUCGGGACAAGAUCCAUUUGAAGCUGGAGGAGGCCGAGACGGAGUUGGUGAGGGCAGCAAAGCAAGCCCAGAGGAAACGGGCAGCAAAGGAUGAGAAGGUCAAUAACAGAAACCGAAAAGCUCUGACAAAGGAAGAGAAAGCACAAAGAAUCAAAUACGAAAACGAACAGGCGGAGAGACUUGCUCAAAGUGGUGGAAUAGCUACAGGCGAAGAGGCUCCUCAUACAAUAGAUGAAGCGAUAGAUGAGGAGGCAGAAUUGGAAAGGCAGGAAGAAGCUCGCCAGCAUAAGCGACAAGGUUCGAAAUUCAAGCUCGGUAAUCCACUUGCUGCCGUGGGCCAAGGCUUUGAGGCAGUGGGACAAGGACUGAACAAAGGCGUAGGCGCUGUUGGAAAAGCUGGAGGUACUGCUUUUGGGGGUGUCAUGGGCCUUGGAAGAGAACUGGAUGAGACGAUUGGAGAAACCAAUGGUAAUGGUUUUGUAAAUCUUGGUGCGCAAUCGAUACCGGAGGAUGACGAAUAUGAUCAAUAUGGAAGAUAUAGACAACGACCACCACCGCCAAAACCAUAUGGAUCUGGAGUGGAUGAUGAAAAGAAUCGGGAUCCGGAAAAGCAACAGGGAGAAGCAGAAGAUCGUCCUUCAACGUCAGAUCGAGAUCCUCGAAGCUACGAAGGCGAGAGAAAGUUAGCAGGUAACACAGUACGAAGACACGGCUUCCAAUACGGAGGGGACGGAGCCAAUGAUGCGUUCCAAACUAAUAAUUGGUGGAAAUUCUGGACAGGUCCCGCUGGCGGAUUUCCUUCCCCAAUUCCAACAGGAUACGAAGACGACGAAGAAUUCCCCCUCACUCAAGGCGAUGGGCCAAGAUCGAGAGUUGCAACGGGUGCCCCAGCAAAGAAGAGUGCCUGGGAGGUAAUCAAAUCCAGCAUCCCCUUUCUACAUACAGAUGAUGGCCCAGGGGUCGAAUAUCCGAAAGCUUUUAACGAAGAAUACAACGAAAACGAGACAAACGCGGCUUGGCAAAAUUAUCUAAAAGAAAAGGAUAGGCCAACCCAUAGGUUACCCAGAUUCAGUUGGACCCCUAGUUGGUUCUUCGGCAUGCCUGGAAUCAGCCCAAAGGUUGAUACGAUAUUUUGGUGUCGGGAGCAACUCGCUCAACUCAACCUUGAGAUUGAACUGGAUCAAAAGUCCCCAGAAAGAUUUCCACUCAUGAACUCUGCUUUUAUUCAAUUCAACCAUCAGGUAGCUGCACAUAUGGCAUGUCAGUCUGUUACCUAUCACGUCCCUAAGCAAAUGGCACCGCGUACUGUUGAGAUCUCCCCUAAUGAUGUCCUUUGGGAUAACAUGUCUAUCAAAUGGUGGGAGGCUUGGCUCAGGACCGCUGUCAUUUCUGCUGUCGUUUUUGGUAUGAUUCUGUUAUGGUCUACUCCUGUUGCAUGGACAUCAACUUUAUCUCAGAUCUCCUCGCUUGUUAAGACCACAUCUUGGCUUCAUUGGCUUCAGGUUGUUCCCGAGAAGGUUCUCCAAGCUGUAGCAGGUGUUUUGCCCGCUCUUGUGCUUAGUAUCUUGCUAUCGCUAGUACCGACGAUUUUGGGAUAUCUUGCUUUUGUUCAAGGUUCACAGACUGGCAAUGAGAAGCAGUGUACGGUUCAAACUUACUAUUUUGCAUUUCUCUUUGUUCAAGUUUUCUUGGUCGUGUCUAUUUCUGGUGGUGUGGUAGCUGCAUUGGGAUCAUGGUCCAGUGAUCUCACUUCUAUUCCCGAGACACUUGCACAGCAAUUACCAAAGGCGGCGAAUUACUUUUUCUCUUAUAUGAUUCUACAAGCAUUAUCUGUGAGCUCGGGUACACUUCUGCAAUUAACGACCUUAAUAUUUUGGUUCAUUUUACCUAAGAUCUUCGAUAAUACUGCUCGACAAAAGUGGAAGAGAAAUACAACACUUCCAUCAGUAUCCUGGGGAUCAUUCUUUCCGGUAUACACCAACUUUGCCUGUAUUGGCCUGAUUUAUUGCGUGGUUUCGCCGGUCAUCAUCAUCUUUGUUAUUAUUACAUUCACGCUUCUUUGGAUUGCAAAUCGUUACAACAUGCUUUAUGUCUCUAGAUUCAGGAUCGAUACAGGAGGUCUCUUGUACCCACGUGCUAUAAAUCAAACAUUUACUGGUUUAUAUGUCAUGGAACUUUGCCUCAUUGGCUUGUUCUUCUUGACAGAGGAUGAGCAAGGUGAUUCACUCGCUGCUCAGGCAAUCAUCAUGAUUGUUGCUCUCCUUCUAACUGCUCUUUAUCAAUUCCUCCUCAACUGGUCUUUUGGUCCUCUACUUCGAUACUUACCAAUUACCUUUGAGGAUGAAGCUGUUCUCCGUGAUGAAGCAUUUGAUCGGAUGCAAGCCGAACGUCUAGGUCUCACAACUGCAGACCCAGAAACAUUACCACAAAAUGACGGUAUCGGCAUCCAGGGACCAGGAUUCAUCGAGAUGGAAAGUUUACCACCCACGAACGGAGGAGGUAAAUUUUCCAAACUCAAACCAUCCAAACUGGUUCAUGGUGCCGCCGCAGCUGGUGGCUGGGCUCUUCAAUCCGGUAGAAAUCUCCGACACAAAACAUUUGCUCGCGGAAACGGCACCGAUGUUCCCCAGAACAUUGAUGAAAGAAUCGCUCUACCACAACUAAUACGCAAACGACACCAUCGCGACAUCGAAGCACAGCAAAAAAUCGCAAAUGCUCUCUAUGGUGGUUAUAAUGAUGAAAUCGAAGAUCUAGCUCCAGAAGAAAGAGAUAGUUUGGUGAAACAUGCGUUUCAACAUUAUGCGCUGAGGGCCCGGAGACCGGUGGUCUGGAUUCCACGAGAUGAUAUUGGGGUUAGUGAUGAUGAGGUUAAGAGGACGAGGGAUUAUGCGGGAGCCAAUAUUUGGAUUAGUAAUGUGGGGGCGGCGUUGGAUGCUAAGGGGAGAGUGGUUUAUGGGAGGAAUCCACCGGAUUUUUCGGAGCUGGAUUUGAUUACGCUGUGA
Molecule: messenger RNA, 3822 nt
Organism: Sclerotinia borealis F-4128
Lineage: Eukaryota; Fungi; Ascomycota; Leotiomycetes; Helotiales; Sclerotiniaceae
Source: the annotation of a GenBank genome assembly